Ipomoea triloba (trilobed morning glory) is the source of this 880-nucleotide messenger RNA. Its product is annotated as universal stress protein PHOS32. The record is from RefSeq and is a predicted model, not a curated record. Bases 112 to 621 code for a protein of 169 amino acids. The transcript has 4 exons. Lineage: Eukaryota; Viridiplantae; Streptophyta; Magnoliopsida; Solanales; Convolvulaceae.
GCGGCUCUCGUUUCUCUUCUUCUGCUCUGAUAUUUUUCACUCCAUUCACCGUAACGAUCAGAAAGAAUUACAGGGGAGCAUAGUUGCAGAGAAAGAGAGAGCGAGAGAGAGAUGGAAGCAGAAGGAACUAAAGGAACUGAAGGAAGGAUAGUCGGUGUGGCCGUGGAUUUCUCAGCAUGCAGCAGGAAGGCUCUGAAAUGGACGAUUGAUAACUUAAUCCGGAAUGGAGAUAACCUCGUUCUCGUUACUGUGCAGCCUGAAGGUCAUUACGAGGAAGGCGAGAUGCAGCUUUGGGAGGCCACCGGUUCUCCUAUGAUUCCUCUUGCUGAAGUGGCUGACCCACAUACUAUGAACAAAUAUGGAAUCAAGCCUGAUGCAGAAACGUUGGAUAUUGUUUCCACUGCAUCUAGGCAGAAAGGGAUUAUUGUUGUGAUGAAAAUAUUUUGGGGCGAUCCCCGAGAGAAACUAUGCGAAGCAGUUGAUAGAACUCCUCUGAGCUGUCUUGUUAUUGGGAAUAGAGGACUUGGCACACUCAAGAGGGCUAUAAUGGGAAGUGUCAGUAACUAUGUGGUGAAUAAUGCUGACUGCCCUGUUACGGUUGUUAAGGUCUCUGAUAAUUAAUAAUUCCGGGAAGAUCAAUUGUCCAGGCCGGUCUAUAGGUUAAGAUUCUUGACAAUAUAAAUGUAGUACUUCCAAGUACUAUAUAAAUUACCUCUUGGCUCUUGUUGGUUGAACUUUAGGUUGGAUCGUCAGUUAUGUUUGUUGAGUAUGUAUGGAGUUUGUCAAUCAGUCUUGUGUAUUUUUGUACGCUACGAUAUGUUGCUGCUUGAAUAAAACUUUUGAAGUUCUUCCUCUAGUACCUCGUCAUUUGGUUAAUAAA